Molecule: messenger RNA, 1114 nt
Organism: Penaeus indicus
Lineage: Eukaryota; Metazoa; Arthropoda; Malacostraca; Decapoda; Penaeidae
Exons: 7
Coding region: 1-756 (251 amino acids)
Source: RefSeq, a predicted model, not a curated record
AUGUCCAGUGGACCACAUGUAAGAGUCAUAUGCGGCAUCUUUGGCAUCAUGGACUUAGAAAUCGAGACGAAGAUAAUGAAGAGGAUUCACUGUCUUCCGGCAACUGAGACUUGGGAUCCGAACCAUAUCCGAACGACCUCAGGCCCUGUGAUCUUCGCCAGUCUUGAUCCCAGAGCUCCAAUAGUCAACGCGUAUGAAGUGGUUCGUCUUCGCACGCGGUUUUCUGUAUUGGUGAUAUUCUUCGUGUGGACACUCACGCUGGCGAACUCCGGCAACUUCUCCCGUGCGUUCUUAUAUAUAGCCUGGUCAGUCCCAAGAAGACACCAUUCACUCUUAUCUAAGACACGUGGAAAAACGGUGUGCAUAACCUUCAGCUCGUCCUGCUAUAACCCCUGCAAUAUGUCUCAUUCUUGGAUAGUAUCAGCCGUCCUCCUGGUGGCGCUCUUGGUCGCCGUCAGUGGCCAGAGAAGACCCGCUCCGAGUUUCCCGUCAAGAACUGAGCUCGAAUUGGCCGUGAAUAACCCCAGCACCGUCCGUAAGGCUCUAGUUUGCAUCCGAGGCUAUGCCUGCAAGCUCCCAUACGGGCAAGUAUUGAGACAGGCAGGCCCUGAGCUCAUCAUGACUGGAAGGUGCCCUGUCCACGUGUGCAAGAACAGGAGGCAACAGGAGCUGGCCAAAUGGAUGAUCCUCAAGAUCCAGGAAAAGUACCCGGAACUCUUCUACAACGCCGUGCACGACUUGAGCAGACGGGGUUGAUUUCAGUAUAGGGAAUUAUUUUUAAGAAGAACAUUAAACUGCAAUAGUACACAUACGUCGCGACAAAGGUAUCACAGAAGCUGACGGAAGUGGCCCAAAGUCCUCAGGGAUAUGCAGUCAAGAAUUUCACCACUUUGUCCGAUAUCCGAGACAACCAUCAUUAAGAAUUCAUUAUUAAAGAUAAUCAUCACAUAAAAAACUGCUAAGGGUCAGAUUACAAUUCAAUAUUACAAUGAAUAGUUCUAAGUUUCCUAGUGUGGCGUUUGACUAAAUCAUAUUAUUGUCGUACAAAGAAUGUAAUAUUUAUUUUGUGUACAUUUGCCCUGUAUUUUAUUUGAAUAAAAAAAUGUGUUGAUAA